This is a messenger RNA of Alosa sapidissima (American shad), 2101 nucleotides long. RefSeq names its product dharma (gene dharma). The record is from RefSeq and is a predicted model, not a curated record. The transcript has 3 exons. Bases 1124 to 1771 code for a protein of 215 amino acids. Gene Ontology annotation, molecular function: RNA polymerase II cis-regulatory region sequence-specific DNA binding; DNA-binding transcription factor activity, RNA polymerase II-specific. Gene Ontology annotation, cellular component: nucleus. NCBI's taxonomy places the organism in Eukaryota, Metazoa, Chordata, Actinopteri, Clupeiformes, Clupeidae. Gene Ontology annotation, biological process: regulation of transcription by RNA polymerase II.
AUUAUUUUUUAUUUCCCCUUAUAUUUCUGAAGGUCCUUCACUCCACUAUAGGCCUAUCAAUAGGCCUAUGUCACUUGAAAUUAAAUAACAAAACCUGCUGGUUAACCUUACUUCCUAGCACCUUUGAUUAUUUUGUGUCAUUCACUGAUUGAUGUUAGAAAGAUGAAAGCGCAUAAUUCUGUGAUAUGCUAAUUAUUCUGUUGAAGUCCAUCGUUCUACCUUAUCAAAGAAGUUUCAGCUCUUCGCGGAACUCUCGCUGGUUUCAGUGGCGUGGUCAACAUGUUCAAGCAGAACUUUCUUGGUAGGUAACCGAUAUUACAUUUGUUUAUUAGGUAGGCUAUAUAAAAAAACACAUCAUACAAAACUGAGAACAAAUAGACAAGUUAUUCACUCCAGACACUGAGUAAAUGCCAUGCGAUAUUGGGUUACUUUAGGCCUAUACUUUAUCUGGCAUAAGGCAAUCUGAGCUACAGUAUGUACUGUACUGUAUGUACCUGCAUGCCUAAAACGGAAAUUCAUAUAGCGUAUCAUUCUUAGAUUCCAUUUCCAUAAUAUUUAACAACAUGCCCUAGUUAUUGAUCUAUUCGGUUAAGCCUACAACUGCAAAACGGGGAACACAAAGUUUAAACAUGUAGUCUAUGAAUUUGCUUAUUUCAUAGGCAAAUAACUAUUGGGUGUAAAACUCUUAACUCCAAACAAUCCCACAGAUAAUUCCAUACAAACCACUGUAAAUACUUUAGUCCCACGUCAUUUCUUAAGGCUUAAACAAUCACUUGACUUCAAUCAAUAGACAUGAUAACACCAUCAGAGCAAUAUCCUUUGAAUCAAAGCUUUUCAUAAUGGACAUCAGAGCGUCUUCAAAGGUUAAUUGGACUUUGAUGCGGAGUGUCACAUUACGCGUCCCAUUAUCAAAACAAAAGGAAAGUUAUUGAUCUAUAAUGAGGUAUUUGAUCGUCUUAUUCCUUAAGUCCAAACCAUGUAGUCCUAGGCCUAUAAGUAUGUGAAGAGUUUAUAAGGCAUCAUAACCUCCGAGACAGACAGAGCAGACACAAGUCAAGGAUUCACCCAAACUGAUAGCACUAUUUCUACUUGACUUUCUCCGGAUCGGUUCUUUUUUUGCACCAUGGAGGUCAAGUUCUCCAACUUUUCCAUCGACCACAUUCUGGACAAAUCUGCCGAAGUGACUCCGCGUCCCUGGCCGAUUGACAACUACACGGACGGCGGUUCUUCUCCAGCCCAGAGAGGUGAUCUCUACCACUCUGCCCAGCCGGCAGGUCUGAACGGAUUCUGCACAUACGGGAUGCAAAUUGGUAUUCCAGUUUACCAGGUCAGCCCUCAAGCGUACUCAUUCUGCAGUGCCUGUUGCUACAGUAGGCCUGCUCCUUCCAACAUCAGCACCUUUUCCCCAGGCCAUUCGGAGGCAUACGCGUAUGAAACAGGGUCUCAAACUGAUCAGAUGUGCUGCCCUCAUGCAGUCAAUCCCCGACACCGAAGCAGGAUGCGCACAGUGUUUACUGAGUGCCAGACGAAACAACUGGACCAUCUCUUUAGUAUGACCGACUAUCCUAGCGUGGAAGCCCGGGCAGAGCUGGCUAGAAACACCGGCCUCACUGAGGAAACAGUUAGGGUGUGGUUCAAGAAUCGUCGUGCCCGACGGAAGAGACAGAACACCAGGGUCAAGAGUCCCGAAUCUUACAGCGAGGACCAAGAGGAGACACAUUGGGGUCGCGAGGAGACGAACGGUAUCCAGAGAAUGUCUAACGUCCUGUAGGCCUAGAGAUACCGAAUAGGCCAAUCCUAUACGGAGUCAUUACUUGCUUUUGCCUCAUCUUAAUUUAUUUGUUUAGCACAGCGUCAUUUAUCACGUUUGGAAAUGGACUGUUGCGUUCACUUGUGUAAUUUGUUAUAUUUAAAAUAAACUGACUUUAUUGACCACACUUGUUACUUUGUUGCUUUACAUCAUUAUGCUAUCUUCGUAAAAAAUAAACAAUUCACUCCCAUUGUUUUAAAAAAACAUCAAACUUUUAUUAGUGUCCACGGUCAGUAUAUUAAUUAUAAGCAUUUCCAUGCUGGUACACAGUUGGAAAAAGAUAUAUCAUGA